Messenger RNA from Myotis daubentonii (Daubenton's bat), 2322 nucleotides. RefSeq names its product protein kinase cAMP-dependent type I regulatory subunit beta (gene PRKAR1B). Gene Ontology annotation, molecular function: protein kinase A catalytic subunit binding; cAMP-dependent protein kinase inhibitor activity; cAMP binding. NCBI's taxonomy places the organism in Eukaryota, Metazoa, Chordata, Mammalia, Chiroptera, Vespertilionidae. The record is from RefSeq and is a predicted model, not a curated record. Gene Ontology annotation, cellular component: cytosol; cAMP-dependent protein kinase complex. Gene Ontology annotation, biological process: negative regulation of cAMP-dependent protein kinase activity.
GCUGCACCGCGGACCCGCGCGCCCUCCCUGCGUCCGGCGUCUCCUCCCGGCGCCCAGCGCAGCCGCCUCUCGCCUCUCGCCUCCGCCUCCGGCUCGGUCCGCGCAUCCAGGCCGCCCGGCACCAUGGCCUCGCCGCCGCCCCACCCGGAGGAGGACGAGGGCCUGCGGAGCUGCGAGCUGUACGUGCAGCGGCACGGCGUCCAGCAGGUGCUGCGGGACUGCGUGGUGCACCUGUGCGUGGCGCGGCCCGACCGCCCCAUGCGCUUCCUCCGCGAGCACUUCGAGGCGCUGGAGAAGGAAGAGAACAGACAGAUUUUGGCUCAGAAGUCAGCCUCCCAGUCAGACUCGCACGACGAGGAGGUCUCCCCGACUCUGCCAAACCCCGUGGUGAAAGCCCGCUGCCGCCGCGGGGGCGUGAGUGCCGAGGUGUACACCGAGGAGGACGCCGUGUCCUACGUGCGGAAGGUCAUCCCCAAGGACUACAAGACCAUGACGGCACUGGCCAAAGCCAUCUCCAAGAACGUGCUGUUUGCUCACCUGGACGACAACGAGAGGAGCGACAUAUUCGACGCCAUGUUCCCCGUCACGCACAUCGCCGGGGAGACCGUCAUACAGCAAGGGGACGAAGGCGAUAACUUCUACGUCGUUGACCAAGGGGAAGUGGACGUGUACGUGAACGGGGAGUGGGUGACCAACAUCAGCGAGGGCGGCAGCUUCGGGGAGCUCGCGCUCAUCUACGGCACCCCCAGGGCGGCCACCGUGAAAGCCAAGACCGACCUCAAGCUCUGGGGCAUCGACCGCGACAGCUACCGCCGCAUCCUCAUGGGCAGCACGCUGCGGAAGCGCAAGAUGUAUGAGGAGUUCCUCAGCAAGGUCUCCAUCCUCGAGUCCCUGGAGAAGUGGGAGCGCCUGACGGUGGCCGACGCCCUGGAGCCCGUGCAGUUUGAAGACGGGGAGAAGAUCGUGGUGCAGGGGGAGCCUGGAGACGACUUCUUCAUCAUCACGGAGGGCACAGCCUCCGUGCUGCAGCGCCGGUCCCCGAACGAGGAGUACGUGGAAGUGGGGCGUCUCGGGCCCUCCGACUACUUUGGGGAGAUCGCGCUGCUCCUGAACCGGCCCCGGGCGGCCACCGUGGUGGCCCGCGGGCCCCUCAAGUGCGUGAAGCUGGACCGGCCCCGCUUCGAGCGCGUGCUGGGGCCCUGCUCCGAGAUCCUCAAGCGCAACAUCCAGCGCUACAACAGCUUCAUCUCCCUCUCCGUCUGAGCCCCGCCCCCGCCCCGCCCGCGGUGGCUCCUCCGUGUCCGGGGCCGAGGGGCUGGGGUCCCACGGGUGGGCGCGCCCUCCCUCCGACUCCCGUGUGGAACGAAACAGUCCCCUGCGCGUUUGAAGACAAGGGCCGACGGCCCCCGACUGAGGAGCAGCCGCGGCCCCUCCCCCCGCACCCCGUCUCUCCACGCUGCGUGGGCUCAUCUUAGGGACCCCUCCACCCUCCUGCGUGCUCACCCCGAGGUGGGAGGACGAGGGCCCGGCCACCUCUGUGUCCAGGUCACCAGGUCGAACGCGGGCCAGGUGUCCCAGCGGGCGACCCGCAGGCCCCGGGGCUCCGAGCGGGAAGUCGAGGCUGAGGGAAGAGAGGGCCCCGCCCGCAGGGGGCCCUGUGGGAGAUGCUCCGGGUCAGGGCCGCCCUGGAAGGGGGAGCCGCCUGCAGGUGACUCCCACCUACAGGAGUGGCGGGCGCUCACCUUCUUGGAAAGCCUUUGUUGGGUCUGGGGCACUCGCCAGGUGCCGGUCGGUCCCACUGUCGCCCCGGCCGGCCGGGCCGAGGCGCCCAGGACGGAGGAGACCGCGUGCGUGAGUUUAGGACUUGCCGGGGCGGUGAGCGCUGUUCUCGGAGCCGGGCCGAGCCCGGUCUGCGUCCCGUUUGCAGAGCCGCUCCUGGGAGACCGAGGGGCAGGGGUCCCAGGCGACUCCGGAUCAAGUUGUCGGGACCACGUCCCAGGCGGCGGGGGCCUCGCCCUGCGCAGUCCACCACCUGAGCUGAGGCCCCGGGCCCACACCCCCAAUCACCGGCUCGGACACCCCCCAUCGAUGCAUUUUCAAUCCAGCGACACCCCACCAGGCCAGGCGGCUCGGCCACUGCAGGCCGCUUGGCAGCUUCUGGUGGCCCCGGAAACAGUGGAAACAGUGCCGUGAGCCGACGUGCUCCUGCCUGUGCCCGUCUGGGUGCCGGCGUGUGGCCGUGGCGUGGGUGACUGUGACGUGUACCCGCGUGUUUAUCCGUGUUCCGUGCUGCAUGUGCCAUUAAACGUGCGAUGAAGUCCC